Sesamum indicum (sesame) is the source of this 2089-nucleotide messenger RNA. RefSeq names its product putative protein phosphatase 2C 38. Gene Ontology annotation, molecular function: cation binding; protein serine/threonine phosphatase activity. The record is from RefSeq and is a predicted model, not a curated record. NCBI's taxonomy places the organism in Eukaryota, Viridiplantae, Streptophyta, Magnoliopsida, Lamiales, Pedaliaceae. Gene Ontology annotation, biological process: protein dephosphorylation.
CCCCCUAAUCCCCCAUCUAUGGAAAGAAAUUCCUAUAAAUGCAAAUAAAUUGCUGAAUGAAAUCCCUAAAAACCCAACCCAGAAACCAGCCAACAAAGAGAGCCCAUUGGAAUUUGUUAUAUAUUCUGUACCAGUAAUUUAUUGUAUGUUCUUUAUAUCUGCAUCAAAUCAAAAGGGCCAUUGUUCUUUCUCUCUUCCUCUUGAUUUUUCUGUCUUGAUCCAUCCCUCGUGACAUUAUUAAGGAAAAAGAAACGAUUUUUGGCGCUGUGAUUCAGCAUUUUGAAAAGGGUUUCUUCAAUUGUUCCCACGAUUGAAAGGCCCUGAUUGUAGAUUGAUGGUGCCUGCAUUUGUUUGCUGACUGCAUAAAAAGGUUGGGAAUUUGAUGAGGGUUUUCAAGAUAUAGAUGAAGGAGGAUUGAAAACUGCUGUUUGGAGUUUUGGGGAAAUUUGGUGUAACUGUGAGUUUCUGCAAAUUGCCAUUGAGGGUUCAGUUUAGUGCAAAAAGAAAAAACCAUUCAUUUUGUGGUAAAUCAUAUAUUGAGGCAAUGGUGAGCAAUACAUGGAGAAAGUUUAUAGCACCUUGUUGGAGACCAUUGAGGGAGAGUCAAAGCGAAAAUUGCAGUAAUAGAGGAGGUGAUCUUAGCGGGCGAGUGGAUGGUUUGUUGUGGUACAAAGAUAUAGGACGUCAUAUUCAUGGCGAAUUUUCAAUGGCAGUAAUUCAAGCAAAUAAUGUAUUGGAAGAUCAAAGCCAGCUUGAGUCAGGGUCAAUGAGCUCCAUUGAGUCGGGCCCUCGAGGAACAUUUGUCGGAAUUUACGAUGGGCAUGCUGGUCCAGAAGCUUCGCGGUUUAUAAACAAUAAACUUUUCGAAAAUAUUAAGACUAUUCGUGAUGCAGAAUUUACGUCAGCAAAUAAUGAAAUGUCAGCUGAUGUUAUAAAAAACGCAUAUUUGGCGACAGAGGAAGAAUUUCUUUCUAUGGUUAAAAAGCAAUGGGAAUUGAGACCACAAAUUGCUUCUGUGGGGUCAUGUUGUCUGGUGGGCGUUAUAUGCGGUGGAGUGUUGUACAUUGCAAAUGCUGGAGAUUCCAGGGUGGUGCUAGGAAGACUGGAAAAGGCCAACAAACAGAUCGAAGCCGUCCAAUUAUCUGCUGAACACAAUGCAAAUUUGGAAUCUAUUCGGGAUGAGUUGCACUUGUUGCAUCCUGAGGAUCCCCAGAUUGUUGUUUUAAAGCACAAGGUUUGGCGCGUGAAGGGUCUUAUUCAGGUUUCAAGAUCGAUUGGUGAUGCUUACUUGAAGAAAGCAGAGUUCAAUAGAGUGCCUCUGUUACCAAAAUUCAGACUGCCAGAACCUUUCCAGAAACCAAUCCUUUUGGCUGAGCCGUCAAUUCUUGUUCAUAAACUUUAUCCAGAGGAUCAGUUUCUUAUAUUUGCUUCAGAUGGGCUAUGGGAACACCUUAGCAAUGAACAGGCAGUUGAACUUGUCCACAACUCCCCACGUAAUGGAAUUGCCAGAAAACUGGUGAAAGCUGCACUUCAUGAAGCAGCAAAGAAGAGAGAAAUGAGAUAUUCGGACCUCAAAAAAAUUGAUAGAGGAGUGAGGCGGCACUUUCAUGAUGACAUCACAGUUAUAGUUCUUUUCUUAGACUCCCAUUUGAUCAGCCGCAGUUUCUCCCGGGGCCGACUUCUUUCAAUAAAAGGAGGUGGGGUUACUCCGGGAGAUGUCAAUACGUAAUAUGGCUUCUCAUAAAAUCUGUUCUUUGGCCGAUUUCCGGCAAUACAAAUGGGAAAGACAUAUAAGUAGAUAUAUAGAGCUGCCUUUUGGGCAUCUCACCAGACUUGAUAAUGUUAAUGAUUAUGCCAGAAAGAUGCCGAGUUGAAUAUCUUUGUUAGAACUUUUUGUGCUGACUGGCAUAUGAAACUGAAGAAAAUUACAGGGUCAGAAAAUGAGAAUACUGACUGAUUCUUUUGGUAUGUUUCAGUUUUGUUUCUGCAUAGGCUUUGGGGUUCCUUUUAUAUAUACACUGGUGAUCAUCCAGAUAGCAUUUAGCAAAUCUGGGGGUUUUGCUUGAAAGAAAAGCUUGUUUUGCUGGUC